Messenger RNA from Helicoverpa zea (corn earworm), 815 nucleotides. RefSeq lists its product as uncharacterized. Bases 148 to 480 code for a protein of 110 amino acids. Lineage: Eukaryota; Metazoa; Arthropoda; Insecta; Lepidoptera; Noctuidae. The transcript has 2 exons. The record is from RefSeq and is a predicted model, not a curated record.
UUAUUUCAGUCUCAAUUUGCUCAAGAAAGAAACCAAACGUGCCUAGGAAGAAUCGAGUGAUUAGAAUCGAUUCAUAUCGAUUGUUAGAUUUAGUUUUAGUAAUUUAUUCGAAGUUUCUACAGAAAGAAGUAUUUUUCUGUAAGAUUUAUGAAUAGUUGUGAAUUCUUCAAUAAUUUGGACCCUGGUGGACCAAUGAUGACAAGGAAACGGUUUAAGGAGCUGUCGCUGGAAGCGACAGUCUACCAAGAGGCGACGAACCUGAUGCCUCCUCUCGACCCCCCUCAGCCCCCUCCGAUGCCAACUGAAUCAGUUUCCGCCUCCGAGCCAUCAAAUAAUUUUAUAAGAAGCCAAUGUCUAAGUGUUGUGUUUCCUGCGCGUUUGCGCACGGAAAGGCGCGGUAAACGUAACACGUAUGUAUUUGCUGGGAAAGCUGCACGUCAAAGGGCGACCAGGAAAAGGCUAUCAAAGAAAGACCUCUGAAUUGACUAAGAAGUUAGUUUUUAAGUACUCAAGGUAACUAUGGGCCACACACUGCAGCCUAAACAGUCGACGGUCGAUUCGAUGAAUGGCAAUUGUUUUUUGAGAAAAUCGUGAUUCCAAUCAAAGUUUUCUGUCGGUCUGAUGCCGAAUAUAGGUAUAUUUGAUCGCUGUAAUGUGCACACUGCCAUGCAUUUCCGUAGUUAGGGUGCUUACAUAAAGCGCUCGAUCAAACUAUCGGCGGACUAGUCUGCAGUGUUGUACUGUUGAUGUAGGUAGGUAACUAGGUAGGAACUUCCUUUCUUUGGUGAAUGUAAAAUAAAAAUUUUAAAAAAUAA